AUGUCCUGCAAGUCCGAUGUCCGUUACAAUUUCUCUCGAGCUUCUGUGGAGGAGUGGUCGGAUUUUAUGUCGCGCCACGGCGUUCAGCGUGUGGUAUCUCUGCUGAGCGAUACCGAGCUAGACACAUACAGCGAGCCGCUGCCGCCGGCGCUGGCCGCACGCUUCCGGCGCGCAGUGGUGCUGGACGCCAAGGCUCCAGGGGCGGUGGAUAAACUGGUCACAGAGUUGAAGGACGCGGUGGAUGCCAAGGAGAAGGUAUUGGUGCACUGCUGGGGAGGCGGCGGCCGUACGGGGAUAGCGCUGGCGGCGUGGCUCGUUCGAAACCACGGGCUGAUUCCGGAGCAGGCGGGCAGCCAUGUGGAGCAGUACAGCAAAGCGCAGGGGGCGUCCAGGCGCGCAGACGUGGCACAGCUGCGAGACUUCCUGGGCAGCGGUCGCGACGGCAGCUGA
Messenger RNA from Volvox carteri f. nagariensis, 450 nucleotides. RefSeq lists its product as uncharacterized. The coding region runs from base 1 to 450 and encodes 149 amino acids. Lineage: Eukaryota; Viridiplantae; Chlorophyta; Chlorophyceae; Chlamydomonadales; Volvocaceae. The record is from RefSeq and is a predicted model, not a curated record. The transcript has 3 exons. Gene Ontology annotation, molecular function: phosphatase activity. Gene Ontology annotation, biological process: dephosphorylation; cilium assembly.